UCGGGGCGUCGCCGCCGGUUGCGCGCGCUGCGGUCGAUACCCCUCCGAGGGCGCAGGCGCGGCGCUAUCGAGCCCGCAAAAGGGCCGCCGCCAUCGCUCGCCGCACACGCGAUGCAUGCGGGCACCUAGCGGACAAACGCGCGCGGGCCUCAUGGGCACCGUGCUGAGCUUCAGCCCGCGCGAGCGGCGCCCGCCUUCAGCUGCCCCGCCGCCCGACCGCGCCGCCCUCGCCUACUCCUACGAAAGACUCAACAACGCCAAGAACAGAGAGAACCGCGACCUACCACGCGACGAGCGCCGUGCCACCCUCGACGAUGCCGCCAAGAUCAUCUCCGAGAAGACAGCCCUGGAGAAGAACCUCAAGAAGCACUCGCUGUUCAUCAAUGCCUUGUCCUGGAAGAGGUUUUCCACCGCCAACAACAACAAGAAGAAGUUAGAAUGCAAGAGCAAAAGCGUGUCCACGUACCGCGCUCCGCUGACGGACAACGCGCCGCUGGACAGGAACAAGAAUGUGAGCUUGGGAGGAGUCACGUACGCCAGGGCUGUGGCACCGCUGCCGGCCGCGGAGGUCGCUCGGACGAACGCACUCAACAAUAAUGUGUGCUACGAGAAGUUGCCGACGUCAGUGGGCCCACCUAUACCAGCUCCAAGGAAGACUGUGAUCCAGGCCUCCACGUCUGAACUACUAAAGUGCCUGGGGAUGUUCCUCCACGCGCGCUGUCACCGGCUGCGUGACUUCCAGGCUGGAGACGCGGUCAUGUGGCUGAGGACGGUAGACCGCUCGCUGCUCCUGCAAGGUUGGCAGGACGUGGCGUUCAUCAAUCCAGCUAACGUGGUCUUCGUGUAUAUGCUGGUUCGGGAGCUGGUGGACGGCGAGCGAAUAGCUCGCCCCCAGGAACUACAAGCUGUAGUGCUCACCUGCCUCUACCUCUCUUACUCCUACAUGGGCAACGAGAUCUCCUAUCCAUUGAAACCCUUCCUCGUGGAGGAUUCCAAGGAUAAGUUUUGGGAUCGCUGUCUGCUCAUCGUUGACAGGCUAUCCUUCAAUAUGUUGAGAAUCAACUCGGAGCCUGGGUUCUUCACUGAAGUGUUCACGGAGUUGAAAGCGUGUGGAACUGUGGAUAGCCCCCCUCCCGCACCCCUCCAUCCAGCGCCUGCGCCCCCUCACGCCUUGACGGCGGCCUGACACACAGAAGUCGCCGUACUCAGGCUAGCGUUGACUGAUCGACCUAGCCGUGUGUGAUGUCGGCUUUUAACGACGGAAGCGCUUGGUCAGUCGUCGAUCAUUAAAUGGACGACUAAUAAAACGUAUAGAUAAAUUUAAACCGAAUUCGAUCUCAAUAAAUACGUGUGUUUGAGUAUCAUGAGAAUAUGUAUGUAACUAAAUAAAUUCGCCUUCCUAAGGGUAUACUAUCGUAUUAAGAUACUCAGUUGUCCAGUGUAAUGAACGAAUAUAUGAGUUAUUUUUAUUUAGCUUUUGUUCCGCUCAACGUUUCAAGUUAUAGAUUGACCGAGACUUCUCAGUGGCCGUUUAUAGACGGUUACAAAUAUAUUAAUACUUUAUAGGAAAUUAGUCCAAAGGAAUUUGGGAUAUCUGAUAAUUCCUGAACGGACCUAGAUUACAAGGAAAAGACAUUAUGAAUUUAAGGUAUUUCCAGAUAUCGAUUAAUGUAACCAUAACGACGAUUACGCAACUGGUAACAUUAAAAAAUAAUAUUUGGUAUUAAAGUGCAACUUCUACGAUCCUCUGAAUAGUCAAUAUUGUAUUUAUGUAUGUCUGUAACGUAUGUAGGUAAUUGUCUGGUAAUCUUAUUUACUCAUAGUGCGUUAAAAACUGCUGGCACGCAGUAUACUAGUCCAAUAGCGCAGCGAUUAAUAUUUAAGAUAAGAGUAAAGUAAAUGCAUUGAAUGAUUGUAUUGCCAUAUAGUUAAAUGAUAUUAGAAAAUGGCUGGCAGGCGGGACAAUGCAAUAAUGCGGUGACACCGUCUGAUUUUACAUCGGUAAAACCCUUCUAAAACGUGUACGUAUGCCCGGCUCAAAACGGACUUGGCAAUGUUAUAAUAAAAAAAAAAUGAAUAGUUAAAAUUUUUGCGAAUGAUUAAGCGUUUUGUACAGUAAUAUCGAUUAAAUAUAGUAAGUCCUAAAAAUUAGUUUAGUUUAGACAAAUGACAGGUAUAAAAAACGCCUGAUGGUGGCGCUCGGUUUUGGUAAGAUUGAAUUUUUCAAUACGAAAUUUGGAAAUAAGUACCAAAUGUGACGUUUGAAUAUUGUUGGUCAAGUCUAUUACAAGAAACAGAAUAACAAACAAUAGAUUAAAAUAAAAUAUAUCCUUUGUGAAAUACAAUUAUGUGAAAAGCUAUAAAAAUAAGUAUAUUUUCUGUGGUUUUUGAUUAUGACAUCUGUUAAUGUUGGAAAAUAAAUCGUGUGUUUUGUCCAAAUUAAAUUUAAUUCACCGAGUGCCGUAGGAUAAGCGAAUUGUCUAGAUAAUUGUCAUAAGUAUAUUACGUAUAAUAAUAAAAAAAAAGGAAUCUCGAAAACCAAACUUAUUAUUGUUUGUCUGUGAUGUUAUUUAAAUUCUAAUUUAUUAUUGAUUUGUUAUUAAUUUAUUUUUUAUUUGUUAAACUUGACGCUAGCGGUGUAACGAGGGAUUAAAAGUAAUUAAGGUGUUAUAUUUCAUAUUGUUUUUUUUCUCGUCUGAUCGUUUAUUUGACAUAGUCAUAUUCUCAUAAGCAAAAAAAAAAAAAAAAAAAACGGCGUGAAUAAUUAAAAUUGCGUAAUUUAAUGUUCAAAUUCAAAUAGAAUACAUUUCAGGACACAGAUUAUAAGUAGGUUUGACUUCACAACCUCCCCUUAAUGUCGGUGUGGAUGUGACAUAGUUGUUUGGAUACGGUCAAAUACCUUAUCCAUAAUUCAUGUAACAAGUUUGUUAAUAAACUCAAUGUAAAUAUUAUACCUUAUUAUUAAAAAAGUUUCGUAUAUACA
Molecule: messenger RNA, 2983 nt
Organism: Danaus plexippus (monarch butterfly)
Lineage: Eukaryota; Metazoa; Arthropoda; Insecta; Lepidoptera; Nymphalidae
Gene: Cdk5alpha
Product: cyclin-dependent kinase 5 activator 1
Exons: 2
Coding region: 116-1186 (356 amino acids)
Biological process (GO): positive regulation of cyclin-dependent protein serine/threonine kinase activity; activation of protein kinase activity
Cellular component (GO): protein kinase 5 complex; cytoplasm
Molecular function (GO): cyclin-dependent protein serine/threonine kinase activator activity; protein kinase binding
Source: RefSeq, a predicted model, not a curated record